AUGUCCGGAGUUGGCGAGGCUCUCGCUAUCGUGAGCUGCGUCGCAGGUCUCAUCCAAGCCUAUGAUGCGGGCGCUCGCAUCAUCCGGCAAAUCAAGGCUCGACGGCAAGCCCACGUUGCCCUACCACCAUCUGAUCUACUAGAGGAGUCAAUUGAGAAAGGCAAGAAAGAGAUAGAACAAGUCGUCGCUGAAGGAAACAAGCGAUUUGGCCCUGCCUUUGAACAGGGCGAUACGACUGCCAUCAUCGCACUACAAAAGAUCACAAUCGAUACUCAGAAUGCCCUCCUAGAAGGCCUCACGCAGGCCAGAGGCGACGAUGGUAUCAUUGAUUUCGACACUUGUAUCGAUGCCUCUGAUAAUGGCCGACAUGACGCCCUCGCUGCCCUUCAUGCGCUCUUUCAGCGCAAGUUAAAGGAAGAAAUGCAAAGAAAGAGAAAUGCGCAAUCGAAACAAGACUCCACAUCGCGACCGGCCAGUAUCGAGUCUUCGGCGAAUGCAAGCAUUCAGCCCGUGGCAUCCCAGUCGACGCUACCAGUGGUAGAGCAGACACCUGCUGCCAGUCCGCCUCCGCAACAGAGGGCCAAAAAGUCUCACACUUUGGGCAGCCUCCUCCGCCGGAGGGAGACCAGCCAACAGGGUAUCCCAUCUUCACAGAUGGCAGCUAGUCCUCCAAGUCCAGCGACAUGUUCGCCGCGGGCAUCGCAACAAGAGGUCUUCCCGCGGGCUUCUCGUCGAGAUACUACGGCUUCAACCAGUUCAUCUGCUACAUGGUCCAGCUCGGGCAGUCGGUCAUCUGUGGUAGGCACCUAUGACUUGGCCAUGCGACCAGCAGGUCCGACCGCGCGAUCGAACACCGAGAUGCCCUCUACCCCGAUCGUUUCAAGGCAGACCACCUCGCUGUCCACGUUUUCAAUGGCAUCAAACCUGUCCACUGCAUCCACGCUGUAUCCCAUCACAAAUUUUGGUGGAUGCUGCAAGAAGGCCUACGAGCUUCGCGAGGGGUCAACCAAGAAAGCACUUUCAUUAGCAUUCCUCGGCAUGUACCGCAGUGACAUGGCUUACAAGUGUGCCAGCACCAAAUGCCACUUCGCUGGCAAAGCUAUCUCAGAUAAGAAGGGCCAUCAGAUUGAUACUCGCAUUUGGCAGACUACAGGCGGAGUUCGGUAUCGUUGGCUGUUUCUCGCCAAGUCACAUAUGCAACAACAGAAAGAAGGAGAACUACCAUCUUUCCGUUGUUUGAUAUGUACGCUGCUUGGUGACGAGUCAGGGAUCUAUCAUGGAAGUAAGGUUCUACUUGCUCAUGUUGCUAGCCAUCAAGGUGGUUAUCUAGGCGACAACCGGCUCGCUGGACCGUUGUCAUUCUCCAACCGAUGUGCAGCAGCAGCCUUUGAGGAUGACUUCGACCUCAGUUUUGCAGACAUCGAACAGCAGUUGUCGCUCCCCGAUGAGGGUAUACAACACGGCGCUGCAAUGAUGGUGCCGGCGAGUGUCCCGCGGGAUGCACGCACCACUGACACGGGAGUGCUUUUGAAAGAGAUGACUUCUUCCGCCUCUGAGGCUUAUGACGACAAUCCCUGGGUGACUGAAGGGCGGAUGUGA
Exophiala xenobiotica is the source of this 1599-nucleotide messenger RNA. RefSeq lists its product as uncharacterized. The record is from RefSeq and is a predicted model, not a curated record. The coding region runs from base 1 to 1599 and encodes 532 amino acids. Lineage: Eukaryota; Fungi; Ascomycota; Eurotiomycetes; Chaetothyriales; Herpotrichiellaceae. The transcript has 2 exons.